AAUGGAUGAUGAGGACUGUGAAAGAAGAAGAAUGGAGUGUUUAGAUGAAAUGUCCAAUCUUGAAAAACAAUUUACAGACCUUAAAGAUCAACUUUACAAAGAAAGAUUAAGCCAAGUGGAUGCAAAACUACAAGAGGUCAUAGCCGGAAAAGCACCUGAGUAUUUAGAACCAUUGGCAGCUUUACAAGAAAAUAUGCAAAUCCGAACCAAGGUGGCAGGUAUCUAUAGAGAGCUUUGUCUGGAAUCUGUGAAGAACAAGUAUGAAUGUGAAAUUCAAGCCUCUCGACAGCACUGUGAG
Molecule: messenger RNA, 298 nt
Organism: Pterocles gutturalis (yellow-throated sandgrouse)
Lineage: Eukaryota; Metazoa; Chordata; Aves; Pterocliformes; Pteroclidae
Product: breast cancer metastasis-suppressor 1-like protein
Exons: 3
Biological process (GO): negative regulation of transcription by RNA polymerase II
Cellular component (GO): Sin3-type complex
Molecular function (GO): histone deacetylase binding
Source: RefSeq, a predicted model, not a curated record